This is a messenger RNA of Mya arenaria, 1495 nucleotides long. RefSeq lists its product as uncharacterized. The record is from RefSeq and is a predicted model, not a curated record. The transcript has 5 exons. NCBI's taxonomy places the organism in Eukaryota, Metazoa, Mollusca, Bivalvia, Myida, Myidae. Bases 117 to 1040 code for a protein of 307 amino acids.
AAAACAAUUUUGCAAUAGCAAUACAUGUAAUGUCUGAUUAACUUCCUGUUUGGAAUAGAUCAACAUAUUUAGUAUGAAACUUUGAAGGUAUAGACAGUAUAUUCUGGAAAAAAAAUAUGUGUGAAGGACUUUAUUGUAAGCUGUUAUUGAUUUUACUAAGUGUUAUGGUAUCAACGUGUGUAAUUUCAGCAACUAUUUCUAAAAAAUGGAUUGUGAUAAACAUAACCAUCGCCUUUUCUACGUUGGUACGUGAUAAAGCAGUUCGGGUUGAAGCUGUUAGUCAUAAUUAUGUAGAAGUCGGACUUUGGCAAAUGUACAGCUGCAACCACACCACCAGUCGGUCGGCUCCGGUUUCCCCUGAUGGUUUCCAUGGCAACUUAUCCGACCCAGUUGACGUCACAUCCUGCAUUACGGCCAGCACAAAUAAGUUCAGUAGUGUGGUUCGCUGGUUGGGAGUGUCCUAUCAAACAACUGAAGGAACACUUCUCGCACAGACUGUACCCAACUACCUGUUAAACAUUCGUUUUAUUGUCGUAGCAGGGGCAUGCUUUUCGUUCCUCUGUUUGGUUGCUCUUGGCUUUUACUAUGCAUCUGAUGUCCGUUUCAAAAAGAUAAAGGGCAUUUUCGCUGGAAUGUGGGGAGUUUUCACAGUGUUAACCCUCGUUGGUAUAACGACAUGCCACAUGCUUCUGCUCCGAUGGCUUCUACAGCUGGGAUCCAACAUAGAAAUGCAAUGUCAGGGACAUUCACAAGCAGACAGGAGCAACAUCACCUGUGCCUUUAAAACAGAAGUACCUAUGGUGGCUUUGCUAAACGCGUUAGCACUUACUUUAUGCAUUGUUGUGGUAGUCAUACUGACUGCAGACGUGUGUUGCCGUAGACCUCGGAGGUUGCCGGAAUACGUUGGUAUGCCAAUGGAGCUUGUAGACUUUGGUCCUGUUGUUUGUCCCGCCGACAGUGAGGAGGACGUCCAAAGAUUUAGAAACAAAGCGGGAACUAGCUGUGAUGACGGAGCAUCCACCUCUAAUCAGCCUGAUUAGAGUACAUAUUCAAUCAACACGAUGUUGCAAUAUCGUUCUUGCAUUUUGGACAGAUACCAAUUAUCUUUAAUACAAAAUGAUUUUGUUGUUGUAUAGUGAUACACAUGUUUUUUUUUAUUGUGAUAAAGCAUCAUCAUCAUCAUCAUCAUCAUCAUCAUCAUUAGAGCCAUCAGAGCCAUUAUCAUCAAAAUCACCAUCAAAGUCAUCAGCAGAGUCAUCAUCACAGUCAUUAGAAGAGUCAUCAUCACAGUCAUCAGCAGAGUCAUCAUCACAGUCAUCAUCAUCAGUAUAGUCAUCAGAGGCAAUCUCAUCAGACUCAAUAUCAGAGACAAUUGUAAUAGGCUGCAGUGAAGUGUUGACCUGAUAUUUGUUCUAUGUGUAUUUAAGUUUCGUUGUUACAUAAAGAAUGCAUUUAAUAAACUGACAUUAAAAUAAUGAUUUAUUUAUGAACUGAA